AUGGAAAAGGCCGAGGAUCGACUGAAAACAAUACUCGAAAAAUGGAAAGCUACUAAAGCAGGGGACGCUCAAUUCAGCAAAUUGGAUGUUUUCGUAAAGUUGCAAAAACCGAGUGUUUGCAGCAAAAGUUUCGUGCUUUUUGGUUUGGUUUUGGUGGGGUUUUCCAUUUUGGUAUGGUAUAAGUUGGAGGCGAUUUUAAACAAAGAGUGUUUAUUGGAGGUUCCAGGCUCCGUAUUACGACCACCAGAAUAUUGCGAAAUUUGCAGAAACGUAACAACAAUUGACAAAGUGGAAAACAUAUCCCCCGAGUCAUUUUACUACGACUACGUCAAACCUUGUAAACCUGUAAUCGUGAAAGAUGGCGCUCUAGGCUGGGAAGCAAUGAAGCUAUUCAGCUUCGACUUUUUUAAACAUGUCUAUGAAAGCCUUCCUGAGAAAAGAACAAACACAAGGUGUCAGUUUUUCCCCUAUCAAACCGAGUUUAGGUCUUUGAAAGAAGUUUUCAAUAUGAGCUCGGCUAGAGCCAAGUUAGAACCAGGAGAAAAGAACUGGUAUAUUGGUUUUAAUAAUUGUAACGACGAAGCAGGGCAAAUUUUGAAGCAAUAUUAUGAGACACCGUACUUUUUGUCUCCUAAUUUAGAAAAUAUCGCACUCAGUUGGAUUUUCAUGGGAGGACCUGGACAUGGAGCCCAAAUGCAUGUCGACAAUGUGAUCUAUCCUUCUUGGCAGGCUCAGUUAAGUGGAAGAAAAAAAUGGAUCCUGGCUCCUCCACCAGAAUGUUACUAUAAAUGCAAAGAAAUCAGUGUCAUCGUGGAACCUGGCGAAAUAAUAGCACUGAAUACGAAUCGUUGGUACCAUCAAACCUUCGUUCAACCAGGAGAGAUCAGUAUAACCAUUGGAUCAGAAUUUUUUUGAAAACAAUUUUUGAAAUCAACCUUCUAAUAUUCACAUGUUGUAUCGUAAUCAAUACAAUUUGUUUCCAAAUAAUUAUUAAAAC
Molecule: messenger RNA, 997 nt
Organism: Brassicogethes aeneus
Lineage: Eukaryota; Metazoa; Arthropoda; Insecta; Coleoptera; Nitidulidae
Source: the annotation of a GenBank genome assembly